AUGGCCGCGACCUGGCAAACUAUCUCGUCAGAUGCCCAAGCGGCACUUCUCAAUUCCAUCCCCUCGAAGUGGCGUCUUUCGAGCCCCAUUGACCCGUCCAUGACCGACGUCCGCUCGAUUCCUCGGACAUGUGGCUUACUCACGCCCAAACAGCUUGAGAUCACCGAGCAAACCGCGAGCCAACUGUUGCCACAGCUCAAAGAAGGCAAGCUGUCAUCCGUCGAGGUAAACUGUCUCACAGCCUUCUUCGCCGACGAGGCUCUCGCUCGCGCAAAAGCGCUGGAUGAAAUCCUCACAAAGACGGGAAUCCCAGUCGGACCUCUUCACGGUCUUCCUGUUGGCAUCAAAGACAUCUUCCACAUGAAAGGCAAAAGCCUAACGAUGGGCUAUGUCUCUUGGCACGACAAUAAAUCCAUGGCCGACGCAUCUGUGGUCCAGAUCCUCAGAAAUGCUGGCGCCCUCAACCCUCAGCCUGACCAACCUUUGACCAAUAUGACAGCCGUUUUCUUUGUCCGCACCGCGAUGCCACAGACCGGCAUGUUCCUCGAAACGUGGAGCAACCUCUGGGGCCGGACAAAGAACCCAUUCAACACCGACUUCUCCGCAGGCGGCUCCUCCGGCGGCGAUGGCGCACUUAUAGCUAUGCGUGGGGCGCCCUUUUGUCCCUCGACCGACAUUGGCGGCAGCAUUCGAGCGCCCGCCACAUUCAACGGCCUUUAUGCCAUCCGGCCCACGGCAGAGCGAACCGCAAAGCGAGGCAUGGGCACGGCUGCGCCGGGCCAAAUCUCCAUCAAAGUCUCUUGUGGACCGAAUUGUCACAGCAUGUCGGACCUGAAACUCGUCACGGAGAUUUUGCUUACACACUACGGUCUGCCUUUCGAGCCUACUGCUGUUCGUAUGCCCUGGAAGAAGCAGCUCGGCCCGAAACAAGGAAAGUUGUGCUUCGGUCUGAUGACAACGGACGGCUGUGUCACGCCUCAGCCACCUGUUGCUCGAGCGUUGCAGGAGACCGCCGCAAAACUGAGGCACGCGGGACAUGAAGUGAUCGAGUUCAACCCACCGUUCGACUGCUGGGAAGUGGCUCAGGCAACGUGGCGGCUCUGGUUCCAGACCGGCGCCAAAGAGACAAAUGCAUUAGUCGAGUCUUCGGGAGAGCCGAUCUACCCGACUUUCAAGUGGUAUCUGGAGACCUUCAACAUCAAGGAAGUGACCGUCCCGGAGCUGUUCAAGCUCAACACGAAACUGGCCGAAUGGAGAUAUGAAUUCGCAGACGCAUGGCACAAAACAAGCGGCCAGACAGGCACAGGCCGGCCAAUCGACGCUCUCAUCUGUCCUUGCGCACCGUCCGCCAGUUUCCCACACGGCCACCCUGUGUGGUGGGGAUAUUUCAGCCUGUGGAAUCUGCUCGACUAUCCCAGUGUGGUCAUGCCCUUCAAGAACAUGCAUGUUGACGUCAAAAAGGACGCCAAAGACAUGCAAUACGUCCCAAAGGACAAUGUGUUUGACCAGAUGAAUUGGGAAAUAUACGACCCGGAGCUCUGGAAGAACCAGCCUCUCACAGUGCAGAUUGUUCGCCCACAGCAUAGUGAUGAAGAGCUCAUUUCCAUGGCAGAGAGCAUGGACCAAAUAUGCAAUGCAUAG
Messenger RNA from Exophiala xenobiotica, 1641 nucleotides. RefSeq lists its product as uncharacterized. Lineage: Eukaryota; Fungi; Ascomycota; Eurotiomycetes; Chaetothyriales; Herpotrichiellaceae. The coding region runs from base 1 to 1641 and encodes 546 amino acids. The record is from RefSeq and is a predicted model, not a curated record. The transcript is spliced from 8 exons.